CGUCAAGCUGUGGACGAAGUGGGCGGAAGAAGGACCGCCUCGUCCUCAGCACGCAGGCUCGUCGAGUGCGAGCGUCGAGGACAGAGGGGAGCGCAUGCUGCUUGCUCGGCUGCACUGUCCAGCAGACACGCGCACGCGAGUGCGAGCGAGAGGCCGAGCAUUGAGGAAGAGGCGGACGAGGAGGCGGCUCGAGUUGUUCUCGGCCGCCACGAGCCAGCAGCCGCACUUGCUGCGGACUAGGCCAGUGCAGUCGCUCAGCAGGAUCCAUCUGACCCGCCUCCAGCCGUCGCGAGCCUCGCACGCGCUCGCCCCGACUCGCCCCGACUCGCCCCGACUCGCCUCCAUCCUCAUCAUCACCAUGUCGAGUGAACCCCCCAAGAAGAAACGCAAGCUCCCCGCCCUCGACGCGUCGUUUGACGAGCCAGCGCGCACGGCCGACUCGCCAGAGCUUCAUCAAGGGCGCAAGCGCGCCGUGCCCCAUCAACGCGGCCUGUGGGCGGCCCACGUCUUCCUCGAGCUCGAGCCGAGCACGGGCUUGAGCAAGGUCCUCAAGAAGGCGACCGUCGACGCAGCUGCCGCAGCACCCGACGACUCGACCGUCCACUCUCUUCUCUCGCCGUCCGCCGCCGACAAGUGCAAAAGCGAUGCCCCAUCAGCCAUCGAUGCAGGCGACCACUCGAGCAGCGCAGCUCUACAUCUGUCGCUGUCCCGGCCCCUCAUGCUGCAGACGAACCAGCGACAAGAGCUGCGGGCGGCCGUCGCCAAAGUGGCUGCAGCAUCCUCAGGGUUCGACGCACGGUACGCGAGCUUCGGCGUCCUCGAGAACGACGACAAGUCGAGGCGCUUUCUCGGCGUCGAGAUCGGGCACGGCUACGACCAGCUCCUCGCCCUCACGCACAAGCUCGACGCCGAGCUCGAGCGCCUGCGCCUCCCGACGUACUACCCCACCCCGCGGUUCCACACCUCGCUCGCCUGGUCGACCUCGACCUCCCUCUCCUCUCAAGAUCCGCCGUUCGACAACGCUUUCCUCGACGACCUUGAUGCGCGCCUCGGCAAAAAGCUGCGGCUCGAGGGCGAGGUCUUUGCGGCCGAGCUGUGCGUCAAGGUGGGCAAGGAGACGGCGCGGUAUCGAUUGACAGGGUCGGGUGAAGGAGUGCAGGGUCUACGAUGUGCGGGAUGACAGGGCGGGAUAUCGCAGAGGCUCGGGUAUAAGUAACGAGGGAGGAGAGGAAGGAGGGGGUCUAGAUGGGGAGCGACGCGAGCUUGGUGAACCACUUUGACACGAUCGCCUUGCCGUUCUCGAGGUUGAGCACCCUGAUGCGCUCGUCGGGCAGGUGGGCCGAGUCGCUGCUCGUGCCCAUCGGGAAGUGGACCGCGUCGGCGCCAAACUCGCGCUCGAGGAAGGGCAGCGACGGGAUCGAGCCGCCCUCGCGGAUGAAGAGCGGGUCGAUGUUCCACUGCGAGCUGAUGCACGACGACAUGGCGGCGACGUAGGGCGACGACAGGUCGCCGAGCCAC
Molecule: messenger RNA, 1518 nt
Organism: Rhodotorula graminis WP1
Lineage: Eukaryota; Fungi; Basidiomycota; Microbotryomycetes; Sporidiobolales; Sporidiobolaceae
Exons: 7
Coding region: 95-1180 (361 amino acids)
Biological process (GO): U6 snRNA 3'-end processing
Cellular component (GO): nucleus
Molecular function (GO): 3'-5'-RNA exonuclease activity
Source: RefSeq, a predicted model, not a curated record